UACAAACACUCCUCGAGGAUUCAAUCUCGAAUGAUAUAAAGAUGGGAAAAGUUCGAAUCUUGUUUCAUCUUUGUCUUUUCCAGAUUCUUCUCAAAGAAUGUAGCAGUAGUAUAAGCCUGGAUGCUGUAGUGGUACCAACCUACAAGCUAAGGGGGGAUAAUGCUACACUUCUUUGCAAUUACCGAACUAAACCUAUGUCACUGUACAGUUUAAAGUGGUAUAAGGAUGAACAGGAGUUCUACAGAUUUGAACCUUGGAAUAUCAACAGACAGGAACAGAGUUUUCCAGUAAAGGGAAUCACAGUCGACAUGGGUGAGAGUGAGCCGUCUAAAAUCCGUUUACGAAAAGUAAACUUUAUGUCGAGCGGAAUCUACAGAUGCGAGAUUACUUCGAAAGAUUUCGAGAUUUAUGAGAAGUAUGAACAAAUGACCGUUAUAGAGCUUCCUAAGAAGGCUCCAACAAUUACUACGAUCAACGGAAUAAAGCAGUACGAGGUUGGUGACAUGCUUCAGUUGAACUGUACAUCAGAGCCCUCAAACCCCGCAGCAGACUUGAAAUGGGAAAUAAAUAAGGAACUGGUUCCAGAUCAGCACUACAUCUUCAACGAGCAGAUUGUGCACGGGAGGGAAGGGAAACUGUAUGUGAGCAGGAUAGGUCUUCAGAUUAGGCUUAGUCCAAACCAUUUCCAUUGGGGGAAACUCAAGGUUGCCUGUAUUGGUGAGAUUAAGGCAGUAUUCUGGGCCCGUGGUGUAGAGAAUAUAUAUAUAGAGCAACCAAUUGAACAGUAUAAAGUUCUAGAGUCAAGCGAAGGAUACUGGAUUGCAAACAGUGGAGAGAAGCUAAGGUGUAUUCUACUGAUUCCUGCAUUUUUAUAUUCAAUCUUUUUGAAGAUUUAAUUUUCAUUCUUUAUUGUUCAGACCCAUAUAGUUUCCUAUUCAAUCAUAUACGUUUCGGUCCCUAACCAUAUCCUUUCCUGUUCGUAACCAUAUCCUUCCCUGUUCCUAACCAUAUCCUUUCCUGUUCGUAACCAUAUCCUUUCCUAUUCCUGAUUAUAUCCUUUCCUUUCCUAACCAUAUCCUUUCCUGUUUCUAACCAUAUCCUUUCCUGUUCCUAACCAUAUCCUUCCCUGUUCCUAACCAUAUCCAUAUCCUUCCCUGUUCCUAAUCAUAUCCUUUCCUGUUCCUAACAGUAUCCUUUCCUGUUCCUAACCAUAUCAUUUCCUGUUCAUAACCAUAUCCUUUCCUGUUCUUAACCAUAUCCUUCCCUGUUCAUAACCAUAUCCUUCCCUGUUCCUAACCAUAUCCUUUCCUGUUCUUAACCAUAUCUUUCCCUGUUCCUAACCAUAUCCAUGUCCUUCCCUGUACCUAACCAUAUCCUUCCCUGUUUCUAACCAUAUCUUUUCCUGUUCAUAGCCAUAUCCAUAUCCUUCCCUGUUCCAAACUUACCGAUUGAUCAUAAUUAUUCGCCCCCCCCCUCCUCCCCUUUUUAUACAGUGAUAUACGGAAGUUUCAAUUUAGAUGAUUUUUUUAAUGAAUUAUUUUACCACCAUUUGACAAACAUUACCGACCCAUAAUCCCCCGGAUUUAAUACUAAGGCGGGAUAUUAUUAUAAUUUAUUGUUCCAUUGGAUGUUUUGAAUUCCAAGGGUGAUAAAAUUAUUCAGCUUUUUUUUGGGACAGAUAUAAAAUUUAUAAAUGCCACGAACUGCUUUAUCUUACUCAAUUUUAUAUUCACGAAUGUAAAUAAAUGUAAAAAUUAAACAAA
Messenger RNA from Eurytemora carolleeae, 1763 nucleotides. RefSeq lists its product as uncharacterized. The record is from RefSeq and is a predicted model, not a curated record. The transcript has 12 exons. Lineage: Eukaryota; Metazoa; Arthropoda; Copepoda; Calanoida; Temoridae. Bases 42 to 896 code for a protein of 284 amino acids.